CGUGAGUAUCAUCCAGAUAAAACCUUGCCAUACCUCCUACCAUGCGAUGAGCAGGAGAGCGAAAGGUUGCUAUUACAGCACUAUGUGAUUCGGUAUGCUCUUGGAUCAAACGUAAUUGCUCCCAUCGACACGUCGGUUACUGGUCAAGUCCUUGAUUGUGGUUGCGGCCCAGGCACUUGGGUUAUGGAAAUGGCAACUGAGUAUGAGAAUCUCGAUUUUUAUGGCUUCGACAUUUCGCCAAUGUAUCCUUCAGCAAUUCACCCUAAGAAUGCCCAUUUUUCAAUGGGAAAUAUCCUUGACCCUGAGAUUCCUUUUUGCUCAGACUCUUUUGUAUUAGUACAUCAACGCAACAUGCUUUUAGGCCUCACUCAGGACGCUUGGCCUGGAGUUGUGCAAGACAUGUACAGAUGUGUCCUUCCCGGUGGGCAAGGAUGGCUCCAACUUUCUGAGGUGGAC
This is a messenger RNA of Lobosporangium transversale, 456 nucleotides long. Its product is annotated as S-adenosyl-L-methionine-dependent methyltransferase. The annotation marks the transcript as partial. Lineage: Eukaryota; Fungi; Mortierellomycota; Mortierellomycetes; Mortierellales; Mortierellaceae. The record is from RefSeq and is a predicted model, not a curated record. The transcript is spliced from 3 exons.